Molecule: messenger RNA, 832 nt
Organism: Papilio polytes (common Mormon)
Lineage: Eukaryota; Metazoa; Arthropoda; Insecta; Lepidoptera; Papilionidae
Product: troponin C, isoform 2-like
Exons: 6
Coding region: 94-573 (159 amino acids)
Molecular function (GO): enzyme regulator activity; calcium ion binding
Source: RefSeq, a predicted model, not a curated record
UAAAGAAGCAGAAAAUAACCCUGAACGUAAGCAGCAGCAGUCCGCAGGCCAGUCGUGUUGUGCGUCUCACAGUGUUAACUAGUGACAUUAAACAUGGUUCUGGACACAGAAGAUUGGGCCGAUGAGCUGCCCCCAGAACAAAUUGCCGUCCUCCGCAAGGCCUUCGACGGCUUCGACCACAACCGCUCGGGCAGCAUCCCAUGUGACUUCGUCGCGGACAUUCUCCGGAUGAUGGGACAGCCCUUCAACAAAAAAAUCCUUGAAGAACUCAUUGAGGAAGUCGAUGCUGACAAAUCUGGCCGUCUCGAGUUUCCUGAGUUCGUGACUCUGGCUGCUAAGUUCAUCGUUGAAGAGGAUGCUGAAGCCAUGCAAAAAGAGCUCCGCGAAGCAUUUAGGUUAUACGACAAGGAAGGCAACGGUUACAUUCCCACGUCGAGCCUGCGCGAGAUCCUGCGCGAGCUGGAUGAGCAGCUGACGGACGACGAGCUUGACGGCCUCAUCCAGGAGAUCGACACUGACGGCAGCGGCACCGUUGACUUCGAUGAGUUUAUGGAGAUGAUGACCGGAGAAUAAACAUCAAACAUCAACGUUACUCUUUAUUUAUACUUACGGUUUAACUUAAGGAUACCUUCUUACAUUUCAAUACUUCAACUUUUCGAGGCUUGAGGAACAUUGGACACCAAAACACAUAACUACAUUUACAGCAACAUAUUGUAUUUAAUAUAAAAGUAUUAUGUAUGUAUUGUACAAAAUAAUAUUUGCUCUCGUCUAAUUGAUGUGUGUGGCUGAGUAAUGUUUAUAUCUACUUAUUAAUAAAACUUUUAAUAUACUA